UUUUUGCUCUUCCUUACGCGUAAAACAUGCCGGCAGACUUGUCAAACAUAUCUGUGGACUUUGUGUUGAGAAGAAGUCGCUACUUUUUUCUGAAGUAGGACCUGGUUAAACAAGGGGGAAUCCAGCCCACAUAUUUAUUGCAGCCGCUGAAAAAAAUCUCCUCAAUAUCCCCCAAGAUGGCCGCCGAUGUAGGAUCGAUGUUUCAAUAUUGGAAGAAAUUUGAUCUACGGCGGCUUCAGAGGGAGCUGAACUCGGUGGCAUCGGAGCUGGCCGGGCGACAGGAGGAAAGCGAACAUUCCCAUAAGCACUUGGUGGAACUGAGCCGAGAGUUCAAGAAAAAUGUCCCGGAGGAAGUCCGUGAGAUGGUGGCACCUGUUCUCAAGAGUUUCCAGGCCCAGGUGGUUGCUCUGAACAAGCGCAGUAAAGAGGCGGAGUCUGCCUUCCUGGGGAUCUACAAACAGCUGAUCGAGGCUCCAGACCCUGCCCCUGUGCUGGAGGCGUCCCACAGUCUGGAGGAGAGGCUGCAGAGGCUGCACAGCUCAGCUCCAGACGGAGAGGCCCUGGUCCAGGAGAUCUCUGGGCUCUGGAAACAACACCUGCAGUGCCUUAAACACACAGAGGACAGUGCAGUGGUCCCAGUGUCAGACUCAGACCAGACCUCAGAGCCCUGUCCCAGCGCCCUAAUGACCCCCAACAGCACCCCGGCCCCUGGGGCCCCUGGAUCUCCUCAGCAGAACCACCAGGAGCAGGCACAGGACGGAAGGGAGGAGGAGGAGAGCUCAGAUGUGAGUGUGACCCAGAGACUGUCUGAAGCCGAGGACAAGAUCAAGGCUCUACAUUCAUCUUUGGACACGGCACAGACUGAGCUGCGGGACUUACGGUGUAAAUACAAUGAGGAGAUCAGUAAAAAAGCCGAGGAGGUCCACAGCAUCAUGGCCGACCUGAAGACGGCGAACCAGAAAGCAGAAAACGCUCACAGGGAAGUGGAGAGGCUAAAGGAACAGUUAUCCAGCACCACCGGCAGCUGUAAUCCUGCAGAGGGCGCCACCAGGGACAAAAGUGAGGAUUCAGAGCUGUUGCCAUCUCAGCUGGAGGCCGCUCUCUUGGCGAAAGACCGUGAGAUCCUGCGUCUCCUCGAGAACAUCCAGAGACUGCAGUUCACACUCCAGGAAGUGCAGGAAAGCUCAGCCAAUCAGAUCGUGGAGCUGGAGCGGCAGUUGGCCUAUAAAACAGAAGCUAUUGAGAGAUUAGAAGCUAAAUUGCAAUCCCAGAUGGACUAUGAAGAGAUUAAAACUGAACUCAGUAUCUUAAAAGUAAUGAAACUGGCUUCAGCAAAUGGCAGCUCCACACAGGAUUCUGCCAAAGCUGCAGAGGCACUUUUGUUGGAUAAAGAGGCCUUUCUUCCAUCUCACAAAUACCUGGUGGACAAGGCUCGGCUUUUGCACAGUAACGAUGAAGACCGCUCAGAAGACGGCGGCAGGGACUCGGGGCACCCCCUAGUGUCCCACUCAUCCUCCUCCCAGGCGGACGCUCGCUCUUCCCCCAGCGCACCCACCCCGACCCCGGACACCUCCUCCGCCUCCUCCACCACGGCACACGACCUGACCAGGCCCUUCUCCGCCUCCCCCAGCUCCACAGACCGACUAUCAGGAGACCAUAUCCUCCACAAGCAGCUCCUCUCCCCACACUUCAAGAAGGAAGGUCUCAUGGCAUUCCCCACGGCCCUCUACGCUGCCAAAGUUGCACUCAUGUCCAGCUCCCAGGGACCUGGUGGAGGAGGUGGGGGCUUGGGCAAUGCAGACCAGGGAUUGCCGAGUGACCAAUCUGAAAGCGGAAGUUCAACGGGGGAGGACGACCAGGUGGACACAGCGGAGAUUGCUUUCCAGGUGAAGGAGCAGCUUCUGAAGCACAACAUUGGACAGAGGGUUUUUGGCCACUACGUCCUGGGGCUGUCGCAGGGGUCGGUGAGCGAGAUCCUGGCCCGACCCAAACCCUGGAGGAAGCUGACGGUGAAGGGGAAGGAGCCCUUUCUGAAAAUGAAGCAGUUUCUGUCUGACGAGCAGAACAUCCUGGCACUGAGGACCAUCCAAGUUCGACAGAGAGGGAGCAUCACGCCGCGAAUCCGAACUCCUGAAACUGGGUCAGAUGAUGCCAUUCGGAGCAUCCUGGAGCAGGCCAAAAAGGAGAUCCAGUCCCAGAGGGGAGACACAAAGUCAUCCCUGAACAGCCUGUCCAGCCGCAGCAGUAAUGGCGCUGGCAGCAGCUCAGAUGACACUAUCAAGUCCAUCCUGGAGCAGGCGCGAAGAGAGAUGGAGGCGCAGCAGCACGCACUCAUGGAGAUGGAGGUGUGUGGCCGGGCCCCCAGUGUGGGCUCUGGGGCACAGGUGGAGCGUCUGGGCCCCCCUGAGAGAUCCAGGGUCCCAACUCUCCCCAUCUCCAUCAAACAGGAGGAGGGCGGAUGUGUCACUGUGUGUAUGGCCAGCUCCAUCAGCAGCCCCCAGACCCCUCUCAGUGUCCUCUCUCCGGCCGCGUUCGUCCAAAACAUCAUCCGAAAAGUCAAGUCUGAAAUCGGGGAGGCGGGCACGUACUUCGAUCAGCACUGGUCCCAUGAGCGUGCUGCUUUGGGGCUCACCGGGAGCAGUUCCAGACCUUAUAAUUCUGUAUCUCCAUCUCUGUCGUCCUCCUCCUCUGGACCUCCUGCUCUGUCCCGGCCCUGGCCCCGACUGGAGAAUGGAGAGGCUCUGCCCAACAGUGAGGAGGCGUCAGCUGCAGAGGACGAGCUCGGGCUGGGACGUCCCGUGGAGGUGAAGGUGGAGUCGGACACUUCUGUCAGUGGGGAGUCUCCUGGUCCAGUUGCAAGGGGCCUCUCUUAUUACCCAGCCUACAUCCCCCGCGCCCUCAAACCCACUGUCCCCCCACUCACUCCAGAGCAGUACGAGAUGUACAUGUACCGAGAGGUGGACACCAUCGAACUCACCCGCCAGGUCAAGGAGAAACUGGCCAAAAACGGCAUCUGCCAGAGGAUCUUUGGGGAGAAGGUGCUUGGUCUGUCACAGGGCAGUGUGAGCGACAUGUUGUCCCGUCCUAAACCCUGGAGUAAACUGACUCAGAAAGGCCGAGAGCCCUUCAUCCGAAUGCAGCUGUGGCUCCUGGACCAGCUGGGACAGAGCCUCAAUCAGCCCCCAAACCAGGGACACACUCAGGAGAAAAGCCCGGUGACUGCCCACUCCUCGCCCUCUCCGCCCCCCAGUCCUGACACCCACAGCCCCCUGGAGCCGGUGGGCCUGUCACUGGAGAGCAGUAAGGAGAACCAGCAGCCCCCUGUGGCCCUGGGUCUGCCCCCUCACCCCGACCACAGCCUCCUCUUGCAGCCACCCUCCUCUACCCCGCUGGGCAUACAGGAGCUGGUGGCCAUGUCCCCAGAGCUGGACACAUACGCCAUCACCAAGAAGGUCAAGGAGGUGCUCACAGACAACAACCUGGGCCAGCGACUGUUUGGGGAGACCAUCCUGGGCCUGACUCAGGGCUCUGUGUCUGACCUGUUGUCUCGGCCCAAACCAUGGCACAAGCUCAGUCUGAAGGGACGAGAGCCGUUUGUGAGAAUGCAGCUGUGGCUUAAUGACCCUCACAAUGUCGACAAACUUCGUGCUAUGAAGAAGAUGGAGAAGAAAGCCUAUUUAAAGCGGCGGUACGGGCUUCUGAGCACUGGUUCAGACAGUGAUUCUCCCACAGCGCGCUCCGAGUGCGUGAGUCCAGCUCUGAGCUCUCUGGACCUGUGUCCCUUCAGCCAGGCCAAGAAGCCCCGUGUGGUGUUGGGAGCAGAGGAGAAGGAGGCUCUGAGGAAAGCCUACCUCCUAGAGCCCUACCCAUCCCAAAACACCAUCGAGAUGCUAGCAGCGCAGCUCAACCUCAAAACCAACACGGUCAUCAACUGGUUCCACAACUACAGGUCCCGGAUGCGGCGAGAGGUUCUAAUGGAGGGUUUACAGGACAAUGACACCGACCCCGACCACCUGAGUUACUCCCCCCACUCUGAUGGAGAGGAGAGGAGACCCCAGCAUCCCUCCACCCACACGGGACGUCCAGCCAGCGCCCUACCCCACGUCAAGCAAGAAGAUCGCGAUGAUGAGCGAAUCCACUGCAUCUCCACAGCCGUUCAGUUCCCCCAAAUAAAAACCGAACAUGAGGAUUCAGUCAGUGUGAGGUUAGCUGGUCAGAGGCAAGAAGAUGUAUCGUCAAAAACCGUGCAGUGUAAAUACGAAGGGGACGAAUCUGGCAAGUCUCCUGUCGAUCCGGUUAGCUUCAAGGCAUCAUCCGAACCAUCCCGUAGCAGCCUGGAAGUGUCUCUCAACUCCCCCUCUGCAGCUUCCUCUCCGGGUCUCAUGAUGUCCGUUUCCCCAGUUCCUUCUUCUUCGGCGCCAAUCUCACCAUCUGUACCCAACCCGCCUUCGACAAGCAUGGACGCCAACCCGCCUUUUCAGAGCCCCAAACUGAACCGAAGCACUCAGAGACGCAAUGAGAAAAUGGCUAACCUUAAUAACAUCAUCCACAGGUUAGAGAGGGCUGCCAACCGGGAAGAAACACUGGAAUGGGAGUUUUGAUUUUCAAUUGUAUCUCAAAUCAUGUCUUCAAAUACACGCUUCCAGAUGUAACGUCUAUCCUCCAAGACUCAAAAUAUGUAGGAAAGGCGAUUUAGAGCUAAACAUGGCUAAAAUCCCUUACAUGAACUUUAUGAAUUGACAAAAUGUUUCUAAUGUGUUUUGUUUUCUUUUUUAAAACUUUGCUUUCUUCCUUUCUUUGUUUCUUUCAAAUAUUUGUGGCAGCACUAGCUGUCGUAUUUGGACUUGACGUGAAGACUUUUGCAGCUAUGGUGUCAUGAAAUGUACACUGAAGUUCUGUAGAUUGCCACUGGGUGAGAUUAAAAAAGACCCCUUCGUCUUAAGCCAUUAAAAGCACUAUAUAAAACUAUUUGAAAAGAGACAUUGACCAAAUUUGCUACUUUUUGAAUAGUAAUUUUUCAGAUUUUGUCUGUAAGACUGGACAGUUUAAGUCAAGUAACAUGACAUCCUAUUACUGACUGAGGGAUAGUCCUUUAAGACUCUAAAUAUCCAACUUCUUGUAUGUAAAUUAGUUUCUUGGUGAUAUGUUUUGAACUAUUUGUAUCUCACACGUAUAAAAUGUGGUUGUACAUGUUGUAGAGUUUGUCUGCAAUAGCCUUCUCUGAAAAAACUGAUGUAGCAUGGUACUCACCUGAACCUUUUAUCCUCCUGUAGUUAGUCUCAUGUGAUACUAUUUGAGCGAAAAAAAGAUGAACAAAAAUCCUGCAAAAAAAUCCAGAAAAGAAGAAACUGAAGCGUGGAAAAUAUUUGUGUUUUUCCCCCUCCUUCCUGGUGCUGUCGCUGUACUAAUGCAGGAGCACAGUUUACAUCUUACUUUAGACUUACCUCUCGGACCCUCUCUGAAGGCCAAGACACUCACCACUGGUUUACCUCAGAUUCUGUUGACGCACCUCAUGCAAACUAGUCAUUAUUACAUUAUUAUUAUGCAUAAACACAACCCAUAUAAUAAGCAAAUGGGGGAGGAAUACUCAGAUAAGUUCAAGUCACUGAAACAAAUAGCACCAACAUAGUAGAGACCUCUGCCAAGGCAUUCACGUUACGUAUCUAGCAAUUGUAAGUUGUAUUAUCCAGACUUGACUUGAAUGGAGGAUCAUCUAGUUCAGGGGUGAACACUCUUUGAAAUGAGCAUUGAAUCUACAAAAAAUCAGCUCUAUAAAGUAAUUUUCCAACUUCUUGUGAUUAAUAUUUUAAUAAUUUAUUUCUUUUUUUUAUAUAAAAUGUGAUUUGCGGAAAUGGUUAAAAAUGGCUGUGAGCACACUUUAUCCAUAAAAUUAUUAUUUAAAUAGUACUAGACAAAGUAUCUCAUUUCUGCAGGUUGGUCCAGGGAAGUUCAGUAUAGCCCUCAUUUGCAUAACACAAUAUAACACUAUCUACAAUGACACAGAAGUUUGCAGGUAACCCAUAUUAUCUUUGACCACUUGUGUAUUGUGUCUGUAGAAGUUUCUUUGUCAUGCUUGCAAAGUUGUUCUUUAUGUAUUUUGCCUCGAUUUUAUACUCAGUUACCUAGAUAUUCAAUACCUCGUGUAUGAACUACUUACAGCACUUAGACUUUGAUAAUUGUGAGGAGAAAUCUCGAAUAUCAACAUUAACCUAACUUAGUGUCCACAAGUCUUUGCCUUUACUGUUAUCGUUGAAGUCAGUAGUAACACUUGCACAUGUCUACAUAGUUCCGAAGACUUGGAUUGUAUUAUGUAGAGCUAUAUAUUACACAAUUACUAAAAUAAUAAUAGUAAUAUCUUACAGUCUUGGAACAAAUUGUGCUGACUAUAUUGAAAUAGAGUGUACAGAUUUAAUAAAACCAAACCCAUUGAAGCCAGUUCUGGUCUGGCAGGCUUGCCCACAUUUUAGACCUUCUCUCAGGGUAGUCUUGCUUUUUAAAGCUUUACUGAAACAGUCUGCUCUCCUCAUUGGUGGUGACUAUGACAAACAACGUGGUGUGUAAAUGAUAUGUUAAAGGGACUGUCAAAAGUUGUGCGUAUGUUUGAGGCACAACUCGACUGUUUUGUCACUGAUUAAAGAUGUGUCAAAGUCCAAUGUUGGUCGAAACAGGUUGAGGCUGAUGGGUUUAGAUCCAUAGACUUUGCUCUCUAAAAUACUCAUUAUGUUUUUCUUGGAGCCACUGCAGCUUUCUCUGGUUUUUGUACAACCAUCUUUGUGCAUAAUUUACUGUAUGGUUAUAGAAGUGGCAUUUCUUUUGUGGAGACCUCAUUGUCUUAUACUCAGUACAUGGACAUUUGACUGAAGAAGAAAUGUAUUUAUUCUGACAACAUUAUCUCAUGUAAAGUCACCUCAUUGUUUUGCAUGCAACGCCCUCAGAAGGAAACGUGUGUUUUGUGUUGUUCUUGCACAGAGACAUUAAUCAGCACUUAAGUCUUCACCUCUGCAUGGUGCAGCUGAUCCAUUUGGCUCUCACUAUCUCUAGAAACUAAACAGUUUAGACCUUAUCCUGAAUAUUUAAAGUACUGUUUUUGUGCCAUAUCAGACGUCUCUGCAUUGUCCUUCUGGAUUAAUGCCUUGUGGUGCAGUGUGAUUAUUGUGUUGGGCUUUUGUUUCAAAGCAAAGCUUUUUCUAAAAGGAGCCCACACAAAGAUGCUUCUAUUUUUUAAUUGACAUGAGUCACUAAAUUAAGGUAAUUGGUCACACAUGAACUUGAUUGAAUCAAUAAAUGUAAAACCCUGACAGAUGUUUAUCUCUGUGAACAUAUUUCCUUUGUAAAGUCAGCUGUGAGCCAAUAAACUGUAUCUUUGGGCUGAAAAAGUGUUUUGGGCCAUUAAACAUGAA
Messenger RNA from Boleophthalmus pectinirostris (great blue-spotted mudskipper), 7400 nucleotides. It is a transcript of the gene cux2b, whose product is annotated as cut-like homeobox 2b. The record is from RefSeq and is a predicted model, not a curated record. Bases 177 to 4601 code for a protein of 1474 amino acids. Gene Ontology annotation, molecular function: DNA binding; DNA-binding transcription factor activity, RNA polymerase II-specific. Gene Ontology annotation, biological process: regulation of DNA-templated transcription. NCBI's taxonomy places the organism in Eukaryota, Metazoa, Chordata, Actinopteri, Gobiiformes, Gobiidae. The transcript has 24 exons.